Messenger RNA from Leptidea sinapis, 3815 nucleotides. RefSeq names its product transmembrane 9 superfamily member 2 (gene TM9SF2). The record is from RefSeq and is a predicted model, not a curated record. Gene Ontology annotation, cellular component: membrane. Bases 201 to 2180 code for a protein of 659 amino acids. Lineage: Eukaryota; Metazoa; Arthropoda; Insecta; Lepidoptera; Pieridae. Gene Ontology annotation, biological process: protein localization to membrane. The transcript is spliced from 9 exons.
UUAUGACGAGUGAUGUUUUCCAUCAUUGCGACGAAAUUACUUUGAAACCAAAUAUUAUUUUUUAUCUUACAGAAUUAAUGUUUUCUUGUAAAACCGGGUGUUUCCCCGGGAUUUUAAUGCUCAUGGUGUGAUAUAGAUCUUAAGGGACUAGUUUUAUGACUUGUAUGUGAAUUGAAAAGCAUUUAAACUGGUGUCACACCAUGGCUGUGCCGUAUCAUUUUUUAGUUUACGCAUUUGUGUGUUUAACGACUGUUAGUGCAUUUUACUUGCCGGGAUUAGCACCGGUCAACUAUUGUAGAGCUGGAGAAGACAGUGGAAAAUCAUGUAAAAACGAAAUACCACUAUAUGUAAAUAGAUUAAAUACUGAAGAAUCAGUCAUACCAUUUGAAUACCAUCACUUUGAUUUUUGCCUUUCUGAUGAGACCCAAUCUCCCAUUGAGAAUCUCGGACAAGUUGUCUUCGGUGAAAGAAUAAGGCCGAGUCCAUACAAGAUUAACUUUCUUGAGAAUGUCACUUGUAAGAAGGUGUGCCAGAGAACAUAUAAAGGAUCUGAUCCUGAAUCAACAAAGAAGUUAAAUCUAUUGAAAAUGGGUAUGGCUCUCUAUUACCAGCACCACUGGAUAAUUGAUAAUAUGCCAGUAACAUGGUGCUACUUGGUGAAUGAGGGUGGGAAAACAUAUUGCAGUACUGGAUUCCCAAUGGGUUGUCAAGUGAGACGUAAUUAUGAUACUUGUACACCAAUAGUUGCCACAUCUCCGAGUCAAGUGGGAGCUUACUUUUUGUUCAAUCAUGUUGACAUUGAGAUCACAUACCAUAGCGGAGGGAAUGAGGAGUGGGCUGUUGGGUUUGGGGACAAUGGUGGAAGGAUCAUAUCUGUUAAGAUAAAACCAGCCAGUAUCAACCAUCAAAACAUAAACAAACCUGACUGCAGCUCAAGGGUACCUCUCGAAGUACCAAACUCGCUAACGGGAGACGAGACUUUUAACGUUGUUUACACGUACAGUGUGACAUUCAUAAAGAAUAACACCGUCAAAUGGUCCUCUAGAUGGGACUAUAUCCUGGAGUCAAUGCCACAGACAAAUAUCCAGUGGUUCUCGAUAUUGAAUUCACUUGUGAUUGUUCUGUUCCUGAGUGGUAUGGUUGCGAUGAUUUUGCUGCGAACUCUCCAUAAAGAUAUAGCGCGAUAUAAUCAGAUCGAGUGUGGGGAAGAUGCGCAGGAGGAGUUUGGUUGGAAGCUGGUGCAUGGAGAUGUGUUCAGGCCACCACGUCGUGGUAUGCUUCUAGCCGUGUUCCUUGGAUCUGGCGCUCAGGUGUUCGGUAUGACAUUGGUCACAUUGGCGUUUGCCUGUCUCGGGUUCCUCUCGCCGGCGAACCGCGGAGCUCUGAUGACGUGCGCUCUGGUCGUCUGGGUGCUGCUGGGUGCAGCCGCUGGUUACGUCAGUGCCAGAAUUUACAAGAGCUUCGGCGGAAGACGUUGGAAGAGUAAUAUUCUGCUUACAUCCAUGGUGUGCCCCGGAGUGGUGUUUUCAAUUUUCUUCAUCCUGAACCUGGUGUUAUGGGGCAAGGGUUCUUCAGCUGCAAUACCAUUCUCCACAUUGGUGGCCCUGCUGGCGCUGUGGUUUGGAGUCUCUGUUCCUCUCACCUUCAUUGGAGCUUAUUUUGGAUUUAGAAAGCGGAUCUUGGAUCACCCAGUGCGUACAAACCAGAUACCAAGACAGAUACCUGAACAGUCACUCUAUACUCAGCCGAUACCCGGCAUUGUGAUGGGAGGAGUUCUGCCCUUUGGAUGCAUCUUCAUACAACUGUUCUUCAUCCUCAAUUCACUGUGGUCAAGCCAGAUGUACUACAUGUUCGGAUUCCUGUUUCUGGUAUUUGUCAUCCUUGUCAUCACAUGUUCGGAGACAACGAUUCUUCUCUGCUACUUCCAUCUGUGUGCUGAAGAUUAUCACUGGUGGUGGAGAGCCUUCCUCAGCUCGGGUUCAACAGCUGUUUACUUAUUUAUAUACUGCUGCCAUUACUUUGUUACCAAACUGAAUAUAGAAGAUGCCGUUUCAACUUUCCUGUACUUUGGCUACACAUUUAUAAUGGUAUUUCUAUUUUUCCUUCUCACUGGAACUAUCGGCUUUAUGGCGUGUUUCUGGUUUGUUAGGAAAAUAUACAGUGUAGUUAAAGUUGAUUAAAUAUAAUUAAUUUAAAUCAUAAUUAUUAUGCAUCUUGAUCUUAAUUUGCAAAUAUUUAUUAUUUCUUGUACAGCAAUAAAAUACCCAAAAAUUCUUAUUAUUUUUGAUGGCAAUUAAGAUAAUUAAAUAGUAUUAUGGACACACUGCGUUUUCAUUUGUAGUUCCAUUUUGUAUUAGACCAAAAAAGCACAAGAUUUUUUAUUGUUACUGGGCUAAAAAUCGUUGUAGCUUUAUAGUUUUUAUCAGGCCAUAUUUAAAGGUCCAGAUAUAACGAACGACUCCAAAAGAUAGCAAAAAGGAAAGAGAAGGAAUAUGUGUGGCUAGGCGAGUGAAAGAGGGGAGAGACCAUUUGCUGGCUUUCAUUCGCUGUAAGUGGACAAAGCAAAAUGAGCUAGUUUAUUUCCUUUAAUUGGGAUAUUUAUUAUGAAAAGGGAGGGGAUUAAAACGUCUUCAGAGCUGCUUUCAAUUAGUUUAAAUAAUGUAUAACUCCACAAUCAUGUUUGAGAUGUUUCUUUUUUUUUUCAAUAGCAUAAGAUAUCACUAGUCUUAAUUUUGUUUAGAAAUUGUACUUCUAGAGAGAUUUUUAUAAUGUGGGUAGUACACAAUAAUUGUAAUAAGCUUACAAAUUUCUUCAUCGGGUUUUACUGUAUAUGGUAUAGAUACAUUUAGUUUAGUCGUAGUUUGGAUUUAAUAUAAAACCAAUUGCGCCCCCCAUUACUUUUGAUUAACCGUUUUGUGUAUCUAGAUGUCUAUGUUGUAAAUAUUUAAAUAUAAUAAAAUGUGUUUGAUAAAUAAAGAACGGAUAUUGGGGGAGCUACAAUAUUUCAUAACCAUAUCAAGAAGUAUAUUGUAUUCUGUUUUGUAAUAAGAUAUUCUUUUUCAUGCAAAGCUGUUUGUGAUUACUUUAAUAAUGAUUUGUUACAUUUAUACAGUAUUUUAGUAUGACCAUUGGUUAAAAAAAUAUUAAUAAUAAAAAUCAUAUGCGAAAGGCAGUAUUGAUGUACAUACAUAGUGUAUGUACAUACAUCCAUAUUGCUAAUGUUUGCUUUGUUUCUCCUACAAAGGUGUAAACAUUCUAUCCCGAAUUUUUGGAGUUAUUUUAUAAUGUGAGUGUUGAAAUUUAUGCCGACCAAUAGACAAAUAGUAAUAAUUAAUGUUAUUUUUACAUUUCCAAGAUUUGUGGUAAUCUUAACAGUGACACAAAGGACAGUAAUAUGUUAUCUCAAUUUUCGCUUGUAUGAUUUAAUAGAACAGUCUGAAUCUUGCUAUUGUCACUAACCUUCUUAAUAAUAUGAUAGUGCUAUAUUUUGUUUUUCAUAUUAGUCUUUUUAACCGACUUCAAAAAAGGAGGAGGUUCUCAAUUCGUCGCUAUGUUUUUUUUUAUUUUUAGCUUACUACCUACAUCGUAUUUAUAUGAAUAGCCCACUUAUUGAGAUCAUAAAUAUUUUAGUUAGUGUCAUGGAUGUGUUUUUCAUUGAUAUAUAUUAUUAUUUACAUAUGGCGUGCAUAUUUAAGAUUCAAAUGUGUAUUAAGAUAUAUAGUAGUAGAUAAUAAUUAUAAAACUAUGUAUGUAUUUAAUUUCUUCAUGUUAUUGAAGUACCCAUUGUGGAUACAAUAAAGUGACUAUUUUAUAAA